Gopherus flavomarginatus (Mexican gopher tortoise) is the source of this 10397-nucleotide messenger RNA. It is a transcript of the gene MPRIP, whose product is annotated as myosin phosphatase Rho interacting protein. Lineage: Eukaryota; Metazoa; Chordata; Testudines; Testudinidae. Gene Ontology annotation, cellular component: actin cytoskeleton. The coding region runs from base 1050 to 8438 and encodes 2462 amino acids. Gene Ontology annotation, biological process: actin filament organization. The record is from RefSeq and is a predicted model, not a curated record. The transcript has 25 exons. Gene Ontology annotation, molecular function: actin filament binding.
UUUCCUCUCUUCCCAGCCCCCCUCUCUUGGCCCGGACCCUGGGAGCGCGAGAGGGUUUGGGGUGGGUUUUUUUUUUUUUUGCAACCAUUUGCCUCUUGCACUGGGCGUAAGGAAGCGGUGGUGGGUUCGUGCAUGGGGGGCCCGGCUGCCUGGCCCCCCAGUGAAUGCAAUAAACAAUAAUCAUCCUUACAGGGGGAGAGAGAGGCGUUUCCCUCGGAGCAUGCAUCCAUGGGCGGACUGAGGCCGGGAGGCGGCGGCGGGGUCGGUGUUGCAAGAAGACCCCUUGGCAGCAGAUGGGAUUUGUGCCUUAUUUGAGGAUCUCCUGGGCAGUCCCUCUCCCCAGUUGUGCCGCUGUCUGGGGGAGAAGGAGGAGGAGAAGGUGGGGAGGAAGCUGCCUUGAUUAUUUUUGCUGCUGCUUUGCUUUCCCGGAUUCCCACACACCGAGGCGGUUUUUAAAUCUGGAUGAUUAUGCAUGGAAAAUCGCCCCCUCCCUGUAAGGAACCAACGCGUGCGGGCAGCCAGCUCCCCGUGAGCCUGCCUGCAAUUGUGCCUUAACUUGUGCGUGUAUGUGGGGAGGGGAGCGGAGCUGUUUUCCUUGCGUUUGAUUCCCCCCCCCCUUUGGAGGGGAAUCAGUGAUCAUCUGGGAUUUCCACCUCCAGCAAGUCAAUUCUGCCCCGACGGCUGGAUUUCCUCUUCUUGCAUGGGGAGAAGCGGCGAGCUGGUGGAGAACUCUCGGGCUUGGUUUUUAUGAUUAUUUGGGGGGGCCCGUUGCUUUGAGCCCCAGCCCGGCUCGCGUGUGUGCCUUCUACGCUGCCCCUCCCAGGCUCCCUGCCUUUGGAAAUUGGGAUGCUACCGAGUUUCAGGCGACGCUGACACUUCGCUCCGCGGGCUCGUGAUCCUGGAAGUGGGUUGAGAAUAUUGCUGCACAACUCACCUUGACGGAAUUGUCAAUCCCCCCCCGGUCAAAGAACAGAAGCCUGGGAUCUAGUUUUGUGUCGUUGCUAAACAGAAGUGGGGACAGCUGCCUGGUAUUGCAGGGCCACAAAACCAUGUCUGCUAAAGAUAACCCCUGCAGGAAAUUUCAAGCCAACAUUUUUAAUAAAAGCAAAUGUCAAAAUUGCUUUAAACCUCGGGAAUCCCAUUUGCUCAAUGAUGAAGAUUUAAACCAGGCAAAGCCCAUCUACGGUGGUUGGCUGCUGCUGGCACCAGAAGGGACGGACUUUGACAACCCUGUGCACCGUUCCCGGAAAUGGCAGCGCCGGUUCUUCAUCCUCUACGAACAUGGUCUGCUGCGCUACGCCCUGGACGAGAUGCCCACGACCCUCCCCCAGGGCACCAUCAACAUGAACCAGUGCACGGAUGUUGUGGAUGGGGAGAGCCGGACGGGGCAGAAGUUCUCCUUGUGCAUCCUGACCCCUGAGAGAGAGCACUUCAUCCGAGCUGAGAACAAGGAGAUCAUCAGUGGGUGGCUGGAGAUGUUGAUCGUCUACCCGAGGACAAACAAGCAGAAUCAGAAGAAGAAGAGGAAGGUAGAGCCCCCAACCCCGCAGGAACCUGGCCCCGCUAAGAUGGCUGUGACCAGUAGCAACAUUCCUAAUGCAGAGAAGGUCCCCACUACCAAGUCCACACUCUGGCAAGAAGAAAUGAGGGGCAAAGAUCAACCAGAUGGGAGCAGUAGCAUCAGUCCAGCCCAGAGCCCCCUGCAGAGCCAGGCCAUGCCUGCCAGCUCCCUGAAGGAACCUGUGUUGGAAAGGAAAGAAGAUGAGAGCUCCAUGAAUGGCGACAGGAUAGACUGUGGGCGGAAGGCGCGUGUUGAGAGCGGUUACUUUUCCUUGGAGAAGACCAAGCAAGACUCGAAGUUGGAAGAGCAGCAGCUGCCACCUCCACCAUCCCCUCCCAGCCCCAGCACCCCGAACAACAGGUACAGUUACCCCAAAUCACCCUCCCAGGAGCACAGCCACCCCUUUCCUUCCCCAGGUACCAGCUCAAACAGCCGAAUGGUUUCCAGCUUCUCACUGAACUCCCUGGAUUCAAAGAGUACUUACCCCACGUGCAAGGACUCCAGCUGCAGAGACGAGGGAAGGGGAGCAGAAAGAACGGACCUCUCCCUUUCCUUCAAAGCCAGUCGGCAGUACGCCACCCUUGCCGAUGUUCCCAAGGCCAUUAGGAUCAGUAACCGGGAGGCCUUCCAGGUGGAGAGGAAACGGCUGGAGCAGAGGACCCGGGCCCGCAGUCCUGGAAGGGAAGAAGUGGCCCGGCUCUUUGGCAACGAGAGAAGGCGGUCCCAGGUAAUUGAAAAAUUUGAGGCAUUAGAUAUAGAGAAUGCAGAGCAUAUGGAAACCAAUGCGUCCGCAGGCCCCUCCCUUUCCAGCGAGACACGUCAGGGCAGGAGCGAGAAGCGGGUUUUCCCCAGGAAACGGGACUUCACCUCUGAACCUGCAGCAGUAGGAGCCAUCCUGGAAGUCUCCGCUUCUCCUUUAUCUCCACACCGUAGAGCAAAAUCACUGGAUAGAAGAUCCACUGAGUCCUCUAUGACGCCGGACCUCCUGAACUUCAAGAAGGGAUGGCUGACGAAGCAAUACGAGGAUGGGCAGUGGAAGAAACACUGGUUUGUGCUGACGGAUCAGAGCCUGAGAUACUACAGGGAUUCCGUGGCAGAGGAAGCAGCUGAUUUGGAUGGAGAAAUUGAUUUGUCUACAUGCUAUGAUGUCACGGAAUAUCCAGUUCAGCGAAACUAUGGCUUCCAGAUCCAUACUAAAGAAGGGGAAUUCACCCUCUCUGCCAUGACCUCUGGGAUUAGACGAAACUGGAUCCAGACGAUUAUGAAGCAUGUUCGCCCCACUGCCGCUCCAGAUGUGACCAGGAAAAACUUCUCUUUGAAACUAUCGGUGCUGAAGCCCAGCUCCUUGCCGGAAGAGAAAAGCAAAACCAGCUCUUCCUUUGAGACCUGUCCAAAGCCAAGUGAGAAGCAGGACUCUGACCAAGCUGAGAUGGAUCCUGAGCAGAAGCGGAGCCGUGCUCGGGAGCGCAGGCGAGAGGGGCGCUCCAAAACCUUUGACUGGGCCGAGUUCCGCCCCAUUCAGCAAGCCUUGGCGCAGGAGAGAGCCAUUGCUGCAGAGUCCUCGAAGAGCAGCUCCACGGCCUUCCCCAGGGAACCCAGCGCCCUGGACACAGACCCCGGGGAGCUGGAACGGGAACGUGCUCGGCGGAGAGAGGAGAGGCGCAAGCGCUUUGAGAUGAUCGAUGCUGUUGAUGGGGCAGGCCCAGAGGAUGUGUUGAGGAUGGAGGUGGACAGGAUCCCAGGCCUACCCAUCACAGGGGAGGUGAAGCCACAGAAUGUUCAUGUAGAGAUCGAGCAGCGAUGGCACCAGGUGGAGACGACCCCUCUGCGGGAGGAGAAGCAAAUCCCCAUCAUGCCCCUGCACCUGGCCCAACCGGAAGACAGAGAUGACGGGAUCCACAAGCAGCAGCUAAACUCACUGCUGGAGAAGGAGUUGGAGCAGAGCCAGAAGGAGGCAUCAGACCUCCUCGAGCAGAACCGGGUCCUGCAGGGCCAACUGAAGGUGGCACUGGGCCGGGAGCAGAGUGCCAGGGAAGGCUACGUGUUGCAGACCGAGGUGGCAGCCUCACCAUCGGGUGCCUGGCAGAGGCUCCAUAAAGUCAAUCAAGACCUCCAAAGUGAGCUGGAAGCCCAAUGCCAGCGUCAGGAGCUGAUCAAUCAGCAGAUCCAGUCACUGAAACGUAGCUAUGGUGAGGCAAAGGAUGUGAUCCGGCACCAUGAAGCCGAGAUUCAGAGCCUUCAGGCAAGGCUCAGUAAUGCUGCAGCUGAGCUGUCCAUCAAAGAGCAAACUCUGGCCAAGCUGAAGAGUGACUUGAAGAGUGAGAAGGAGAAAGCCAAAGAGCAGCUGGAGGAGUGGCAACACAGUGAGACCACUCUGAGCUCCCAGUUAAAAGCCAGUGAGCAAAAGCUGAAAAAUGCAGAGGCGCUGCUGCUGGAAAAGACACAGGAGCUGAGGGAUCUUGAAAUGCAACAGGCAUUGCAAAGGGACCACCAGAAAGAAGUGCAGCGGCUCCAAGACAGGAUUGCAGACCUGAGCAGGCAGCUGAAUGCUAGUGAACAGGCUCGGAUCCUAAUGGAGGAGAAGUUGCAGAAGAACUAUGAGGCUUUGUUGGAAAGCUGUGAGAAGGAAAAGCAGGUUUUAAUACAGAGUCUGAAGGAGGUGGAGGAUAAGGCCAGCGAGUACGAGAAUCAGCUUCAGAACAAUGAGCAGCAGAUGGAAAUUCUUCAGAAAGAGAAACUGAAUGCAAAAUUUGAAGGCAGCGAGAUUGUCCACCAGCUAGAGGAGCAACUGGAGAUGAAGGAGGCCAGCAUCCAGAAGCUUGCUGAGGACAUCAAGGAACUUGAAGGGGAGAGAGAUCAGAUCAAAUGUAGGUUCCAAGAGCUGAUGAAUCAGGUUGAAGAGUCAGAUAAUGAAGUUGCCAAGUUGCAAGCAAAGUUGAAAAUGGAGGAGACCAACUAUGAUAAGUUGGAGCAAUUGUAUGAGAAAGUAUCAGAUCAGUUCCAGAGCGUGCAGAAGGUGCUGGAAGAAAAAGAGGAAGAGCUGAGACACGUUAAGGAAAUGCACUUGAGAAUUGUUGAAAAGAAAGAUGAAGACCUCAAUGAGGCUUUGGUUAAAAUGGCAGCUUUGGGCAGCAGUUUAGAGGAAACAGAAGUAAGGCUACAGGCCAAAGAAGAGGUUUUAAAGAAGUUAGCUAAUGUGGACUCAGUACCGUGUGCUAAAGAGAGACAGGACUUCUGCACUAAUCUUGAGGCUGAUGAAAGUCACAUUCCAGACAUGCCAGCUCCUGAGGGGCUUCCAGGUUUGAAUUAUGCACUAAAGGAGGAGGAUGUUGAACGUCCUGAGACCAGCCAGAGACAGGCUGGUGAGCAUGCCAUGCUGAAUGCCGAAGAACUUAGGUCUCUGAAGUCUACAGAGCUUCAAGACAGAGAGCCACAACAGAAAGCCUUAGUGAAGCCUGAUAUAGGAACCCUAAGUGCCAAAAGGCAAAGAAUCCGCUUCUCAAACAUCCAAUGCCAAAAAUACAUCCAUUCAGAUGGGUCAGAGAAAAAUUGGACUAGUAGCACGUCUUCAGACACAAGCCAGGACAGAUCACUGUCUGAGGAAAGCAUGUCAUCAGAACCAGUUCUUGGUUACCUAGCCUCAGGAACCAGUGACUCUGAGACUUAUCUCUCAAUCAUCCAUUCCCUGGAAACCAAACUUUACAUCACGGAGGAAAAGCUCAAAGAUGUGUCCAUGAAGCUUGAAAGCCAGCAAGGCCAUAACCAGGAAACCCUGAUAGCCCUCCACCAUCAGUGGGCCAGCACAGAGUCCCAGCUUAGGGAACAGCUCCAAGCUAGCUUAUCCGAAGUUGGUGCUCUGGUUUCACAGCUGGAAAAUGAGAGACAGGAAAAGUUCAGAAUGAUAAAAAAUCAUGUCAAUGAGUUGGGAGACUUCCAAGUGAAAAAUGAUCAAACCCUGAUCUGUUUAGAAAAAUGCAGAGAACAGCUAAGGGCUUUACCCAAAUCUGACAAGGAGAAAGAGAGAGAUUUGUUUCUUACCACUCUGUCCAGCAUGGAAACCACCUUGUCAAAUGCAAUCCAGGUCUUGCAAGGGACACCCAUCUCCUCUGAUUAUCAGCAGAGUGAAAGCUAUGUGGCUCAAACUCCAGCUGCAGAAGAGAGUUUGCUGGAGGAACAGAAACUCAUUUCCCAGCAGCAGCAAGUUGAAAUGUCUGAUGGAGACCGGUUAAGAUUGCUUUCUGAGAGGAUAGCAUUUGAAGCCUCCCUGAUCAACCAAAUAGCAGAAUCUUUGAAAAAUACAAGCUCAGAGAUUUCCCAGAUUCUCAGAGAGAUUCAUGAGACAGCUGAGGUGGUUUUUUUAGAGCCAGCAAAUGUGUCACACGCAGCAAUUGCCUUGGCCAACGUCUUAUCUAAGAAGCUGCUACUGGAAGGUGAAUUUUGGAGCCAGGUAGAAGAAUUGAGAAAGCACUUGAGCACCAGAGAAGAGGCGGUAGAAAGUAAAACAGAAGCAGUUAGUUUUAGUUUUCCCCAAUGCCUUGUCCAAACAGUAGCUGAUGCUACAUUGAUCAGGGCAGAACUUGGUUUUGUUGCACAGAAGAUGCGAGAGUCUUUUCAUCAGAGGUUAAAAACAAUUGAAGAAGACCUCCACAAUACCAAAACAGCUCUCCAGCAACAUAAAUGCAUGUUGGAGGAAAUUAUCAAAGCAUAUAGAACCUCUGAAUUUGACAGGGUUAUGCAUCAGAUUUCUGAAGCACUUGAAAUCCAAAAGGAUGCUUCAGAAAGAACCCAAACCUCUUGGGAUAGGAGCCAUCUCAAGGUGAUGCCAUGUCAAGAUUCAGCCAAGAUAAUGCAGGCCCAUGGUUUGCCAGACCAUAGUAGUGAAGCACUUGUUGCCAUUCAAGAAGACCUUGCCCAACAACUAAAAGAAAAAGCAAAUGUUCUUAAAGAAAUAUCUGUUGCCUUACUAUCCUUGUCCCCUGAGGAAGCCAUACGUGAUUGCCAGAAGCUCCUAAAAAUUUCUCAACAUCUUUCAUAUCAUACGUCCAUAGGAGAUCUUGAGCGCUAUUCAUCAUUGUUAGUUCAAGAUGCAAUUAUCCAGGCUCAGGUUUGUUAUGGGGCUUUCAAAGUUAGACUCGAGUAUGAAAGGGAGCUAAAGUUUUACAAAGAGUCCUUGCAAAACAUGGAUGCUCUGUGUCAAGAACGCGUAAAGACGGUGUCCGCCCUUCGUGAGGAGUAUGAAGACUUGCUUCGAAAGCAACAGAGUGAAUAUGCCGAGAUGAUAGCCAUCAUUGAAAGAGAGAAUGUAGACCUUAAGGCAAAAGUCUCUCAGCUGGACAGUCAGCGGAGGCUCUUGGAAGAGGAGGAGCACAAACACAGCAAAAACUUACAUGAGUUACAAGGCAGGUAUGAGGAGGAGAUGCAAAAUGUGAUUGAGCAGUUGAAUAGGACGAAGGACACUCUGCAGGCAGAGAGAACAGAGGGCCUAAAUCAACUUGAUGCCAUCGUCCAAGAUAAGCAAAACAUGGAGACGUAUCACCUUGAGCAAAUGCAAAUGUUGGAGGAAAAGUUCCAGGCCAAGAUAAAGGAACUGCAGAUCAUCCACAACGAGGAACUGCAUACUUUGCAGGAACAUUACAACCAGAACCUGCAGUGCUUACAAGAAACACUAGAUGAUUACCAGAGGCAGCACCCAGAAGCCUUGCCUUCUGAAGGGUCUGAAACCAGUGACGGGAAUGAGUGGGCAACAGAUCAGCCCGAGGGUGGGAUGCAGGUCUCCGAGAGCGAGUUAAACUCCAUGCACGGUUUGAGAGAGCGCAUUCAAGAGCUGGAGGCCCAGAUGAAUGUCAUGAGGGAUGAACUGGAGAACAAGCAUGUGGAGGGGAAUGCUUCAGCACUGAGGGAAAAAUACCAGAAAGACUUUGAGAACUUGAAGGCGACAUGUGAACGUGGGUUUGCAGCCAUGGAAGAGACGCAUCAGAAGAAGAUUGAGGAUCUGCAGAGGCAGCACCAGCGGGAACUGGAGAAACUGCGGGAGGAGAAAGAUCGCUUGCUAGCCGAAGAAACAGCCGCUACCAUCUCGGCCAUCGAAGCCAUGAAGAACGCCCACCGCGAGGAGCUGGAGAGGGAGCUGGAGAAGACCCAGCGCUCCCAGAUCAGCAGCGUCAACUCGGAUAUUGAGGCCCUCAGGAAGCAGUACUUGGAGGAGCUGCAGUCAGUCCAGCGGGAACUGGAAGUCCUUUCGGAGCAGUACUCCCAGAAGUGCUUGGAGAAUGCUCAUUUGGCCCAGGCCCUGGAGGCUGAGAGGCAGGCCCUCCGCCAGUGCCAGCGAGAGAACCAGGAGCUCAACGCACACAAUCAGGAGCUGAAUAACCGCCUGGCUGUGGAGAUCACACGGUUACGGACCGGGGAGGGAGGGGGAGAGGCUGAUGGCUCACCUCUCACACAGGGGAAGGAUGCCUAUGAGUUAGAGGUCCUAUUACGGGUCAAGGAAUCAGAAAUCCAGUACCUGAAGCAGGAGAUCAGCUCCCUCAAGGAUGAGCUGCAGACAGCACUGCGGGAUAAGAAAUAUGCCAGUGACAAGUACAAAGACAUCUACACGGAGCUGAGCAUCGUGAAGGCCAAGGCAGACUGCGACAUCAGCAGGUUGAAAGAGCAGCUGAAGGCAGCCACAGAAGCGCUGGGCGAGAAAUCCCCCGAGAAUACCACUGUGUCGGGAUACGAUAUCAUGAAAUCAAAAAGCAACCCCGACUUCUUGAAGAAAGACAGAUCUAGUGUUAGCCGGCAACUAAGGAAUAUCAGGUCAAAGAGUCUGAAGGAAGGCCUGACCGUGCAAGAACGCUUGAAGCUCUUUGAAUCCAGGGACUUGAAGAAAGACUAGUUCUCCCCCUUCAGCUUGAACACCUCCCAGCUUGCGAUGGCACAGCACGAACACCACCUGUUCCUAGUUCCUUAUGAUCCUCUGUGCUGUUGUUCGUCUCGAUGCUCCUGAUCGGACUGAGUGCGGCUGGUGGUUCUUCCCACCCUGGCACCUUGACUCCACGGCUCCUUUCCCCGCAUCGAGAAAUGCUUCAGAGACUCUGCGAGGGAGAGGAGGGGAUGGAGUCCUGCCCCCUUUGGCUCCUUCCUUCACUGUAAACCAUUACACUAAGUGUCAGUAUUAAGGCUCAGCAGCCUAUCGAUAAGCUAGCUCUGUCAUACCGACUGCUUUGGUUUAGAAAUGGCUUGGCUGGCCUAGGCCAGACCCAGCUCUACUGCUGUGUGAGUGACCCGGUGCUCAGUCACACAUCGUGAGUCAGUCCUCUGAGCUUGCGUUCGUGGCAAAAAGCCUGUGGUCAAAACGUCAGGAAAGACAGGAUUGUUUGUGUCGGAAGCAGCCCCAUCCGUCAGGUGUGUGCUUGGGUCACACCACCAAUAGCCCACUAGCUGCCAGAGAAAAAUGAGGGGAGUCUUCUGGGAGGGUGGCUAGGGUUUGGGUUCUAUUCUCUCAACCCAGAACCCCAGCGGAUCUCGGCCUUGGCUUGUUUACAGUAUGUUACAGCCAGAGCGUUACAGAUGUUUGUUUAAACACAGAUUUCAACCAAAUCCGCCCCGAAGGCCCAUCUCCUCUCUUCCUAUCAUGCCCGUGCCCUGAGCAAUGUGCUUCCAGGGACCGAGCUGCAGGGCCUGUCUACCCAAAUCCAGCCCCCUCCAGCCACUCUCCCUUCUUCCCAUCAGCCACUGUGUGUGUGAGCGCUUCCCUGUCCCGUUCUGAGGGGGGAUACUGCGCGGCAGACAGAGCCCACGCUGGCUGCGAACACACACAGCUCAGUCCAAAGGCAGCUCCCUGAUUUCAGCUCCUCUCACCAGCCAACAGCUGAUUUUAAUACUUGUAUCUAUGGCUACAUUUUACUUUUCAAAGCUCUGCUCCAAACUAAGAGCCUCAGAACUUGCCUGUUCUCCAGACCAUCCAUACUGCAGCUUCUCAAGACAUCUUCCUGCCUGCUCCCAGCUCCUGAAUGAGGAUCACUCUUAAAAGUCCAUUUAGCAACACUGCGCAGCAUGAGACCAAUGGAGUGAAGUAAAAAUGAGUGAGGGAAUUGCGGGAACCCAGCGGUGGAGGUGCAGCAUUAAACCAGUGUAGCUUGGCAAAGGGGAGGGGGAAAGAAUCUCUCGUCCUGUAGGUCCUCAAUCAUCUCUGCAGUGGCCCUGAUGGCAACAGCAUUCACGUACUUUCUCCCCUGUACGCCUCCUUGCUUCUGUGCCCUGCGCCACCGAUUGACAAGACAACUGCUGCCUCAACUCUGAGACUAAGGCAUUUUCCAACACAAGCAGUUUCUGACUGAGCUUGGCUAUCUAGUGUGGACAGGUCUAAAUCACAUUGGACUGUGCCCUUAACUCUGUAGGGAGCCAGGCUACUGCCUCUCUCAAAUUGUGUCUAAAUACAGUUCCUCGCUAGCUGUACUUGUUUGGCCAGCUUGGUUAAGGGGUAGUGCCCCUCGCAAGCCUGCCCAGUGCUCUGAUGCCCUCUGCCCCAGGAAUGCUCAGUGUAAUCUGGAAGGCUUUGUUUACAAAGGGCCAUUUGGAGCCGCCGUGUGCAGAGUGGCGGCCAUGCCUGACCCUGGCAGCAUGCAGGGCCAAUGGGGGAGUUUCUAACCUGCUUUGACAGGGGUUGGACAAUCCGCCUGACUUUCCUUUGUGAUUAUGGAACCACUGGCUAAAGCAGGUUUGAAACUCAUUUCUGGUCUCUCUCAUCGGCCACCCAUGUUGCCACAGUCCCCAAGGAUCUCCCGCCUUGCCAAGAUGGCUUCCGCCAUGUUGGGAUGUCAUGAUUCUCAGCAGACUUCUUAGCUCUGCCUUC